GAAAAAAAAUACCCCAAAUUUUUUACCUUCAAAAGUUAUGAUGAUUUCAAAGAAGAUUUGUAUUAUCGACAUAUUGAACCAUCUUCGGCAUCCCAUCUAGAGUUACAUAACAUGGACUCUUACAAUUUAAAGAGUAUUAAAACAUUGAAUCCAAAAAUACAGUUAUACAUGGGAAUUGCAAAGAGAGGAAGCACCAAUGCUAUGGAUGAUGUUCGUUUCUUUCUUCGAACAUUUAUUUAUCGUAGUGCCCUGCCAUCUGAACUAUCACUCGAGUAUGUGAAAAUACAAGGAGAAAGAAUAUUUAUAGAUGCUAUAUGUGAGCUUGAAGUAGUAAUGUCAAGUACUAACAUUAAAAAAGUUGACCGUAAUCAUGUAUUUGUGAAUUUCAUUUCCACUGUUAUUGUGGAGCUCACUGAGUUAAUAGAAUGCUUUGAAUCUAUUCUAAAAAAAUAUUGUUUUCAUCUAUGGAAAUUACGAGUUCUUGAUAUAGAACUAAAAGUACCAAUUCAACAGUCCCGCUCUUGUCCAAUUGUAAAUGUCAAAUUAUUUGUAGAUAAUAAAAAUGGUUACAUAUUUAAUAUUUUUACUUGCACAGAGGUCUUCAAUUUGUCAACGGGUGAGCUUAUUCUUGAAACAUAUAAAAACGGAGAAAAAUGCACAAGCUAUUCACUUACCAAUGCAUAUGCUCUCACAACUCCAGUUCAACAUAAACGUUAUCAUGCUCAAAAAAUGGGCACAAGUUAUGUUCAUGAUAUUCCUGAGAUGUUUCAGCAAAUGUUGGAGAAAUUGUGGAAGGAAUAUGGGGAAAACAGACCUAAUAUAAAUCUUCCUUAUAAAUUGAUGGAAUUUUUUGAACUAGUGCUAAAUAAAGAAAAGGAAAUUAACAUCAUGAAGAGACCACCAGGGACAAAUGAUGUGGGAAUGGUUGCUUGGCUUUUUACAUUAUUUACACCAGAAUACCCUGAAGGUCGUGACAUCGUAGUGAUUGCUAAUGACAUAACGCAUGUAUCAGGUUCUUUCUCACCACUAGAAGACUUUUUGUUUUUUAAAGCAUCAGAAAUGGCUAGAAAAAAAAAGAUUCCACGAAUAUACAUAUCUGCAAACAGUGGAGCUCGUAUUGGACUGGCAGAAGAAUUAAAAAAUUUAUUCAGAAUUGCUUGGGAAGAUAGAGAAGAUCCCAAUAAGGGUUUCAGAUAUUUGUAUCUUAAACCAGAUGAUUAUGCAAAAGUGCACUCCAUGAAUUCUGUGCAAACUCAGAUAAUAGAAGAUGAAGGGGAGCUACGACACCAAAUAACUGCCAUCAUUGGCAAGGAAGAAGGAAUUGGUGUAGAAAAUCUUCAAGGUGCUGGACUGAUAGCGGGAGAAACAUCAAAGGCUUAUCAAGAAGUAGUGACAAUUUCAAUGGUUUCUUGCCGGGCAAUUGGGAUUGGAUCUUACUUGAUCCGUCUUGGCCAGAGAGUCAUUCAAGUUCAAAAUUCACAUAUCAUUCUUACUGGAUAUCAAGCUCUCAAUAAGUUAUUGGGACGAGAAGUAUACUCUUCAAAUAAUCAACUUGGAGGUAUCCAAAUAAUGUACAAUAAUGGAAUUACUCACCAAACUGCAUCCCAUGACUUUGAUGGCAUCUAUAAAAUUCUUAAAUGGCUUUCAUAUAUGCCAAAGGAUAAAUUAUCAUCUGUCCCUAUUAUGGACAGUUUGGAUCCUAUUGACAGACCAGUUGAAUACAAACCAACUAAACUACCUUAUGAUCCCCGCUGGAUGUUGGAAGGGCGCCCACAUCCGCAUAACACAGAUGAAUGGGAAAGUGGAUUUCUUGACAAGGGAUCUUGGGAUGAAAUAAUGAAGCCCUGGGCUCAAUCUGUAGUUUGUGGGCGUGGAAGACUAGGAGGUAUCCCUGUUGGAAUAAUUGCAGUAGAAACGCAGACUAUUAAUGUCACAUUGCCAGCAGAUCCAGCAAAUGAAAAUUCAGAAUCAAAGACUGUCACCCAGGCUGGGCAAGUAUGGUAUCCAGAUUCAUCCCAAAAAACUGCACAAGUUAUUCAAGAUUUUGGUAAAGAAGGUCUACCUCUCAUUAUUUUUUCAAAUUGGCGAGGAUUUUCUGGAGGAAAGAAAGAUAUGUUUGAACAAGUUAUGAAAUUUGGAUCCUAUAUAAUUGAUCAACUUAGAGAAUAUACUCAACCUAUUCUAGUAUAUAUUCCACCCAAUGGAGAACUUAGAGGAGGAGCAUGGGCGGUCUUGGACAAAACCAUAAACCCCAGUUGCAUUGAAAUGUAUGCAGAUCCUGAAAGUCGGGGUGGUGUUUUAGGCCCAGAAGGGAUUGUGGAAAUACGAUUUCGGGCAAAAGAUUUAAUAAAAUCUAUGCAUCAGAAUGAUUCUGUGAUAGGUGCAGCUUCUGUUGAAUUGGAAAAGGCUGAUUUGUCCAUGGAAAUGAGAGCUGGGCUAGAAAAAACUAUCGCUGAGCGUGAACAAUAUCUCAUGCCCAUUUAUCUUCAAGUUGCUAUUCAUUUUGCAGAUCUACAUGAUGUUCCAUGUCGAAUGAAAGAAAAAUCAGUCAUAAUGGGAACUGUUCCAUGGAGGCAAUCACGUUAUAUUUUCUACUGUCGUCUGAAACGGCUGCUCUUGGAAUAUCAAGCAGCAAAUAUAAUCACCAGGAUCCGCUCCAAUAUUGCUUUUGAAAAUGCUCGUUUACUACUUCGUAAAUGGUUCAUAGAAGAGAAUGAAGAAUCAAAUGGUCACACUUGGGAAGACAACUUGUUAGUCACAGAUUGGCUGCAGAGAAAAGUCGGAAAUGAUCAAACUCACUCCUUGAUUUCCCAUAAAUUGUUGUUUAUAAAAAAUGAUCUAGUGCUUGAAGAAAUUAAAUCAACAAAUGAGUUAUACAAUGAAAAGACAGUGAACUGAAGACAUAAGCUUCCACUACUAGACCCUAGGCUGUUCGGGAGAUGUAUACCAUUGCCAUUUCACCCUGAAGAAAGCUGCUGCACAUUGACUGAAACUUUGGGACCCAUAUGUAGCACAUAGCAUCUCCUGAACAGUCUAGAAUCCAGUGAAAAUAAGGUUCAACAGGUCUGGCCAGUUGGUAAUCUCAUCAGAUCCUUUGGGCACACCAUUUCCAUUCCCAAGCAAUCUGGAAUUGAUCGUGCAGUUUGAAGAAGAUUACACCCAUGUUUUUCAAAUGAAUUUUUGUAUUUUAAAAGAUUCUCAGAAAAAAAAUAAAUAUGUAAUAUUAAAUUUAAAAAAUGAA
Messenger RNA from Gryllus bimaculatus (two-spotted cricket), 3241 nucleotides. The record is from the annotation of a GenBank genome assembly. NCBI's taxonomy places the organism in Eukaryota, Metazoa, Arthropoda, Insecta, Orthoptera, Gryllidae.